GUCAUUUUAGUCAGCACUUGACAUUUGUUUAACAAUUUUAUUAUUUGAAAUUUAUAUUUGUGUCUUUUAUAGUUGCUGUAAUAUGUAGAUGUGAGUUAUACACUUAUAACAAGAUUUUUAUUAUGGAAAAAUACGAACAAAUUUCUAUGGUUGGAGAAGGAUCUUACGGGUUGGUGAUGAAAUGCAGGCACAAGGAGACGGAUCAGAUAGUCGCUGUAAAAAAGUUUCUGGAAACCGAAGAAGAUGCAACUAUCCGAAAAUUAGCUCUUAGAGAGAUACGAAUGUUAAAAAGACUGAAGCACGAAAAUCUAGUAACCAUGAUAGAAGUAUUUCGACAUAGAAAAAGGUUCUAUAUCGUUUUUGAAUUCCUGGAGGGAACUGUACUGGAUGAACUAGAAAAAAUGCCUGGUGGACUAGGAGAUGACAGAACUAGGGAAAGAAUAUUUCAAGUUUGUAGAGCCAUAGCUUACUGUCACAGCAAUAACAUUAUACAUAGAGAUGUCAAGCCUGAAAAUGUACUAGUGUCUUCUUUAGGUGUAGUAAAACUGUGUGAUUUCGGAUUUGCCAGGGUUCUUAGUCUUAAUGGUGAAGCUUGUACUGAAUAUGUAGCCACCAGGUGGUACAGAGCACCAGAAUUACUAGUUGGCGAACCAAUAUAUGGAGCACCUGUCGACAUAUGGGCUAUAGGAUGCCUUUUUGCCGAAAUGAUGACAGGAGAUCCACUGUUUCCUGGUGAAAGUGAUAUAGAUCAACUAUAUUUAAUAGUAAAAAUGCUAGGUAGACCUUGUCUAAGGCAUCAGCAUCUAAUGUCGAAAAAUAGCCAAUUGCGACCAAUAAUAAAGACACCUUCUCAGGACACUGUAGGUUUUUACAAGCUUUUUCAAACGUGGCCUUUGAUAGCUAUAGAUUUCUUGAAUGGAUGCACCAAGAUGGAUCCUCAGGAACGAUUAACAGCAGAAGAAAUGUUGAAGCAUGUGUUUUUUACGCAUGAUAAAUUUCCACAAAGAUUUUUACCCGCCUUAAGGGAGAAAGUCAACAUAGAAUUCAGCGCACCCCUUUUAAGAAAACUAAAAUCCGAAGUCCUACUUUCGACAGAUAAAAAAGAAGAAAAAAAUCGAAAAAUUACAAACGAAAGGUGGAAAUUUUCUCUUCCUGAAGGAUCAAUGAAAAGAAAAUUGGGUUACGAACCCAGCGAGCAAUGGGCGGAUAAGAAUCUCAUUACAUUGGCAAAGACCAGUCAAAGAUUGAACGUUAUAAAUAGUUCUAGUAAUAGCAACAGUAAUAGUAACAGCACGAAAAAUCCUCAUCAGCACCAGGUACUAACCAAGCAGACAUCUUUACAGGCCAAACAUUAUUCGACUAGUAAGUCACAGAUCAAACUGCAACACGAUAUGCAAAUUCUAGAAAAAUCGUUAGAACAUUUAGUGAGAAUAAAUAAAAAUGAGAAUGAACAUACGCCCAGCUCAGAUCAUCAGAAGGAAUUGGAGGUAAAUCAAAAACACCAAACCCAAACUCAAAGCCAAUCGCCAAUAUAUCAAACAUUCCAUUUUGGUUUAGGUGAUAAUAACAAAUCACCAAAUAAUAACGUACUACAUCCUAGUAUAAACAAUAUAAGUUUCAAUAAGGAACAGCCAAAGAAAUCACCUAACGCAUUACAUCAUAUGAACGCUUCCUCAAAGAUCAAUCAGGUACCACUUUUGUCACACCACAGAGCCCAUUACAUGAAGAAACUAGACAGAAAUGUCGUGGUGGAAAAUAUAUUUGGACAAGGAGACCACGCAAACAUUGGACUAAACAGCGUCACUCCGCAUUGGUUCAAUAAUUUGACUUCCAAUAAUAACAAUAUUAAGAAAAAGGAUAUCAAUAAGUCGAAAAUUGAUGAUUUCACAUUGCCAAACCUACCUGGAGCCACUAUCUCACCUAAUAAAACGAAAAAGAAGAACAGUAUUCCUGAACUAGAACUUCCAAUAUCUACUGAAGUUUCACCGAGAAUACCUUCAACAGCUUCACAAAACUCGCCUAUCAUUUAAAAACAUCCUACCAAUUACCAAUAGACACUAAAGCUUUUGUAAAUACCAAGCUACAUACAUAUAACAGGGUGACACACACCAACAAAAAAAUCUACUGAUUGGAUCUGACCUUAAUUUUAUAUUCCUUGAUUUAUUAUCUCUAUAUAUUCAAUUUGUAAUAUCUUUUUUUUUUUCUUUGUGAUGCUGCUAUUAUUCCCAAUUGAACUAAAGUAUAAUUAUUUUAAUUUUUAAAAAUAUCCAUGUAAGAUAUCGAGCUGUCUAAUGAGCCAGGGUGUAGAUUUCGACUUUAGAUACCCAAAAAUGACAGAAAAUCUAAUUUUCUUGUGAAUUAAAGUGACAGAUAACAAAUGUCAUUGUUGACAGACUUUGUUGAUCACGAAUGUAUCAAUAUUAAAAUAGUGUAUUGAAUUGCAGUUCAAAUUCAGUUUGUUGAUUUUCCUGUUAGUAUGUCAUCACCUAUUAAUCGACUGCAAUAGUGAAACUCUAUACUAAUU
Molecule: messenger RNA, 2524 nt
Organism: Sitophilus oryzae (rice weevil)
Lineage: Eukaryota; Metazoa; Arthropoda; Insecta; Coleoptera; Curculionidae
Product: cyclin-dependent kinase-like 1
Exons: 13
Coding region: 123-2030 (635 amino acids)
Biological process (GO): protein phosphorylation; intracellular signal transduction
Cellular component (GO): nucleus; cytoplasm
Molecular function (GO): ATP binding; MAP kinase activity
Source: RefSeq, a predicted model, not a curated record